AUGAAGCCAGCAGACGAGGACGAUGUCCAGAUGGCUUUUGAAUAUCUCCAAGGACAGAGAGUCCACAACCAACUCUGUGCCAGCGCUCAGUCACCCUCUUUUAAAAAAAGACACUUUGAUCUUUCCUUUGAGAAUACACAGGUGCUUAAGGGGAAUUCAGGCCACAAAAAGUAUCAUUCCCUAUAUUUCUGUGGAUCGUACCGCUUCUAUGUGGCACAUCAGGUCUUUGGAGACUUAGAUGUUGCAAGGGCAAUUGAAUUACUGGAGAAACUGCAAGAAUCUGGAGAAGUACCCGUACACAAGCUACAGUCCCUAAAGAAGGUGCUGCAGAGUGAGUUUUGUACAGCUAUCAGAGAGGUGUAUCAAUACAUGCAUGAAACCAUAACAGUUAAUGGCUGCCCCGAAUUCCGAGCCAGGGCCACUGCAAAGGCAACAGUUGCUGCUUUUGCUGCAAGCGAAGGCCAUUCACACCCACGAGUGGUGGAGCUGCCAAAGACUGAUGAAGGCCUGGGCUUUAAUGUCAUGGGAGGAAAAGAACAAAAUUCACCUAUUUAUAUUUCUCGCAUCAUUCCCGGAGGAGUGGCAGAAAGGCAUGGAGGGCUCAAACGGGGGGACCAGCUGCUUUCAGUUAAUGGAGUGAGCGUGGAAGGAGAGCACCAUGAGAAGGCGGUGGAGCUGCUGAAGGCGGCUAAGGACAGUGUCAAGCUGGUGGUACGCUACACUCCCAAGGUGCUGGAGGAGAUGGAGGCUCGCUUCGAGAAACUGAGAACAGCCCGGCGCCGGCAGCAGCAGCAGUUGCUCAUUCAGCAGCAGCAACAGCAGCAAACUACACAGCAAAACCAUAUGUCGUAGGUUAUUCUCAAGGAAAAAAAAGCCUGGAUCAAGAGUUCAGUAAUCAAGCAACCAGAGCUGUACUUCAGUAUUCCAGCAAAAGGAAAAAAACUACAGGAACACAAAAUAGAAUUCAUCUGGAGAAUGUGCAGUACAAAAAUAAUGUAGUUAAGACAGCCAUAGGGAGGGUACCUUCAUGAUAAAGCUUUUCAUCACACGGCUGUCACAGAUACAUAGUACUUCUGUGAAUCUACUCCUAAUGAGAACAGCAUGAUAGGUAAACCCUAUGAAACAGAGAAGUUCAGGGCUUCCAAAUAAUUUUGUUUGGUCUAAUCUUGCACUCCUUACUCUGACAAAUUGGCCAGUUGGCUUUCUCUAGUCAGUGAAAGUUUUGUUUUAAGGAGAUCAAGAUUGGCUGCUUUUGGGGACAGAAUCUUUCACUACCGUUAUCUCCAGAAAUGAACAACUACAUCAGUUCAAAAUUUUGCCACUGACAUCAAACUCAUACAUCACACUUCAUAGCCACUUUGUACUAUAUAUUG
Messenger RNA from Opisthocomus hoazin, 1373 nucleotides. Lineage: Eukaryota; Metazoa; Chordata; Aves; Opisthocomiformes; Opisthocomidae. The record is from RefSeq and is a predicted model, not a curated record.